Cottoperca gobio is the source of this 1102-nucleotide messenger RNA. RefSeq names its product heterogeneous nuclear ribonucleoprotein H3 (2H9) (gene hnrnph3). NCBI's taxonomy places the organism in Eukaryota, Metazoa, Chordata, Actinopteri, Perciformes, Bovichtidae. Gene Ontology annotation, molecular function: RNA binding. Bases 23 to 880 code for a protein of 285 amino acids. The record is from RefSeq and is a predicted model, not a curated record. The transcript is spliced from 7 exons.
GUUAUUUAAUGAUGACUGUGUGAUGGCCAAUGCAAAAUCAGUGAGGAUGUCUAUGAAUGAAGAGGGUUAUGUGGUUCGGAUCAGAGGGCUACCCUGGUCCUGCACGCAGGAGGAGGUUGCCAGUUUCUUCUCUGACUGUGACAUCAUAGGGAAAGUAAACGGAGUGUGCUUCACCUACUCGAAAGAAGGCCGCCCCAGUGGAGAGGCAUUUAUUGAGCUGAAAAUGUCUGAGGAUUUCAAGAAUGCCCUCUCCAAGGACCGUAAAUACAUGGGACACCGAUACAUAGAGGUGUUCAAGUCGAACCGUAGUGAGAUGGACUGGGUGCUGAAACGUACCGGUCCUGCUGACUACGACAGCUGCAGCGGCUGCAUGCUGCGACUUAGAGGCCUUCCCUUUGGCUGCAGCAAGGAGGAGAUUGUUCAGUUCUUCUCAGGGUUGAGAAUCGUGCCAAAUGGGAUUACUCUGCCAGUGGACUACCAGGGGAGGAGCACAGGGGAAGCCUUCGUGCAGUUUGCCUCAAAGGAGAUAGCAGAAAAGGCUCUGGGGAAACACAAGGAAAGAAUAGGGCACAGGUAUAUAGAGAUUUUUAAGAGCAGUCGGAAUGAGAUCAGAGCCUACUACGAGCUUCCCCGGCGGGGGAUGGGAGGCCAGAGACCGGGGCCCUACGAUAGACCCGUGAUGGGGGCUACCAGGGAAGGGUUUUUUGGGCCCGGACCUGGCCACGGUGGGACUCUGAUGGACACCAUUAGGUGUGGAGGGGGCUAUGGAGGAGGUUACGAUGACUUUGACAGCUACAAUGGCUUCAACAACUACGGUUUUGACAACGGCAUGUUUGAUGAGCGAGUGAGAGGAGAGAGAGGAGGAAGAGGUAAAGUCUAAAAUGUAUUUACCCUCUACAGUCUGGCAAUUGAUUCAUCAGUGUUCAUUUCAAAACAAUUCUUUCAAAUGAAUGAAAGUUUGGCACAAAUCUGAAAAGUUCUACACCUAAACAUUUUAAAGUUUUACAUUGUUGAUAUAAAUAAUUACCAUUAGGAUUGGGUUUUGUAAAAGCAGCCGAUGUUGACCUUCUUGGCUCACGGAAGAUUUCCCACAGCUAACAAG